Geodia barretti is the source of this 618-nucleotide messenger RNA. The record is from the annotation of a GenBank genome assembly. NCBI's taxonomy places the organism in Eukaryota, Metazoa, Porifera, Demospongiae, Tetractinellida, Geodiidae.
CGCAAAUGGUCUUGAGGAUCGAAAAGCCUGCGUCUGAAUGUACACUCUAUGACCUUCGAAAGCUAAACGAAUCAAUCAUCACCAAUUCAGGUCUCAGCUCUCACAGUGUUUACAUCAGUGGAGUGGCCAACAAGUGUGUGGAGGUGGUGGUGAGGUUUACUCCCAGUGUGGUGGGCUGGGUACUAGCAGCUCUGACCCCCCACUUCAUGACCACCCACCAUCUAUCAGAGGUGACUGUGGAUGGCAGCCAACUCUCCCUCCUACAUGACCAGAGCUGUGACCUGAAUGAUGAGCUGAUCAGUGCCAGUAGAAAAGGAGAUCUGAUGAUGGUUGCAUCUCUACUCAACAGUGGAGCUGAUAUCCAGUCUGUCGAUGAGGAAUUAGAGACUCCUCUGGAUAAGGCCAGCUGCUAUGGUCACCUCCAGGUAGUUCGUCUGCUGACUGGCAGAGGGUCAGAGGUGGAGUGUAGGGACGAGGUGAGACAGUGGCAAGAGCUUAUGUCAUGAAAUGAUGCUAGAUUGUGUGGUCAUAUCAUGGACAGAGGAAACCUCUGAUUAGGUCAUUCUCAUCUAAUGACACCAUACUGUUCAGAAACUCCAGCUGCAAGGAGAGUGAAUG